CAGAGAAACCGCGCUAACGCUCCUUACAAGCUAACAAGUAAUAUAACAAGCAAAAGUCAUCGAUGAACCCCUGAAACUGGAAAUUCCAAAAUCUUUGGUCUCUGCUUGAAGAAAACAAUGCAGUUUCCCAAGUUCAAGCAGCCAGAGAUUUCAUCUACUGCCAAGCAAGCGAAGCCCAGUUUUCAACAGACCUUCAAUGACAUUCGAAACCAUUGCUCUGGUUUCAUACAGCACAUCACGAACGCUCUCAGCCAACAACAGCAAAAACAGCCCAAUUUCCCUUUUUUCAAUCCUAAUUCAUCUUCAUUGAAAACCCAUCUCGAGUUAGCCUUGGAAAAUCUCGGAAACCAAGCGAAACGGGCUUUCGAAAAUGGCAUUUCUGGUUUUGGCUCAUCUUCAGCGUCUUCCGCAAGAAACCCAGUUUGGGCUCGAGUUUAUGCACAGAAUGAGACCCUUUCUGAAUCCGUUCAUCGGUUCGACCUCGCCAUGUCUACUGAAGCCAUUGAAGAGCGUUUAUCUGGUGUGCCCGUCUAUGCCCUUAGCAACUCUGCUGAAGAAUUCGUUCUGGUUUCAGGCGUUAGGACGGGGAAGUCCCUUGGUCUCUUUUGCUUCAAGAAGGAAGACGCUGAAGCACUUCUGGAGCAAAUGAAGUCUAUGGACCCUGGGAUGCGCCGGGGCUCGAAAGUCGUUGCUGUUGCUCUCAACAAGGUUUUCCAGCUGAAGGUUGAAGGCGUUGCCUUUAGGUUUAUACCUGAUUCUUCUCAAAUCAAGAAUGCACUAAAGGAGAGGCAAAAGGCUGGAUUUUCUGAGGAUGGCUUUUCUGGGGUUCCAGUUUUCCAGUCACGAAGCCUUAUCUUGAAAAGCCAAAACAAGAGGUAUCGUCCAGUUUUCUUCAGAAAGGAGGAUCUAGAGAAUUCACUACUACGAGCUUCUCAGCAGCAAAAGCAAUUAAACCCAGCCUUCAAACAAGGAGAUAUACAGGUUGCUGUUCUUGAGGAAAUAAUACAAGGAAUGAAGGAGAGUUCUAAUUCAAAGUGGGAGGAUGUUGUUUUCAUCCCACCUGGUUUUGACAUUUCAGUUGAUCUUCCGACUCGACAGAAGCUUGGUGCAAUGGGGUAGGCAUUGGUAUUAGUAUACUUUUGUGACCAGUGAAGUUUAUCAAGAUUUCUUUCAAGCUCAAUAGGCAAUAGGAUACAUGAAAUAUAAGGGAAGACUUACCAGCUUGAUUAUGAGUAGGGUAACUUUCUCUAAAAGGAAUGGAACAAUGUUGUACAUUUACAUUAUAGAGUUUUUUUUGAUAGGUGAACUUAUAGUAAGACUUGAGCCUUAGACCUCUUAUUUACCAAUAUACAGUUGAUCCUCUGACUACCAGGUUUCAUCUUCUUUACAAUGUUCUAUCUAUUCAUACAAGUGGCAUUAAUAUUUCAUUA
Molecule: messenger RNA, 1430 nt
Organism: Macadamia integrifolia
Lineage: Eukaryota; Viridiplantae; Streptophyta; Magnoliopsida; Proteales; Proteaceae
Product: protein TIC 22-like, chloroplastic
Exons: 7
Coding region: 118-1119 (333 amino acids)
Biological process (GO): protein transport
Cellular component (GO): chloroplast
Source: RefSeq, a predicted model, not a curated record